AUGUCUCCGGACGUGGAAAAGGGACUUCAGGUCCAAGCUGCCUCCGGCGAUAGCAGGGCAGUCUCCGUUGAUCAAACCUCCCAGGAUGAGGAGAACCUCCACAAUGUCAAUUCUCCCCACGUCACGGACGGGCCUAUGAAAGGAUCUCCGGGGACAGUGUCGAAAAGUGCAUUUGGCCGCUUCAAUGAACGACUCACCUCAAUCAAAUUCUUUGAGGCUCGCGGUAUCGAGCGCGUUCCACUCGAGGAGCGCCAUGAGAUCAAGGCGACGAAUUACUUGCAGAUGAGCCUGCUGUGGUUCAGCACCAAUAUCACCGCGAAUAACAUGGCGCUUGGAAUGAUGGGGCCGCUGACGUAUGAUCUGGGAUUUGUUGACUCGGCGCUUUGUGCAACCUUUGGCGCGUUGCUUGGUGCUGCGGGUGUUGCGUAUAUGGGCACGUUUGGACCUGCUAGUGGCAAUCGGACUAUGGUCGUUGCGCGGUAUUUCAUGGGUUACUACCCCAGCAAGAUUGCAUGUCUUCUCAACAUCAUCAUCAUGCUGGGUUACGGCAUGAUCGACUGUUUAGUCGGCGGACAAGUCCUCUCUGCAGUGGCUGGGGGCCGAAUGACCGUCGUCGUGGGAAUUAUCAUCAUCGCCAUCGUGACGUGGGUGAUUGUUCUCUUCGGCAUGAGUCUCUUCCAUAUCUACGAACGAUACGCAUGGGUUCCUCAGCUCAUCGCCGCCUUCGUUCUUGUCGGCAGCGCUGGGCCCAAAUUCGACACUUCGAUCGUUUCAAAUGGAACGUCGCAAACUAUCGCCGGCAAUCGUCUUUCGUUCUUCUCACUGUGCUUAUCUGCCUCGGUGGCGUGGGCACCUGCAGGCGCCGACUUCUUCGUCUACUUCCCACCCACAACGUCAAAGUGGAAGACUUUCCUUAUGACAUUCCUAGGCGUCGGACUAGCAUUGACAUUCGCCAAUCUCCUAGGCGUUGGCCUGGGCUCUGGAGCACUGACACGUCCAUCCUGGGAAACAGCCUACAACACGUCCUCCGGGUCCUUGAUCCUCGCAGGCUACGAGGGUCUAGGUGGCUUCGGCAAAUUCAUGGGCGUCUUAGUCGCCCUGGGUCUUAUUGCAAACAACAUCCCCGGCACAUAUUCCGCCUCUCUCGGAUUCCAAAUCAUGGGCCGCCAAUUAGCCCGGAUGCCGCGUUGGUUCUAUUCUUGCGUCGGCGUGGUGAUUUAUACGGCUUGUGCGCUUGGCGGAAGGAACUAUCUCUUCGAUAUCUUUGAUAACUUCCUCGCGUUGAUGGGGUACUGGGUUACUAUCUACCUGAUGAUUGCCGUGGAGGAACAUACUAUCUUCCGCCGAAGGACGGGCUUUAACUGGGAUGACUGGGCUGAUCCCUCCAAGUUGCCGGUUGGGCUUGCGGCUCUGAUGGCUUUCUUGAUUGGUUGGGCGGGCGCUAUUGUUUCUAUGAACCAAGUGUGGUAUGUUGGGCCUAUUGCAAAGAUGGUUGGUGAGGAUGGCGCGGACUUGGGUAUCUGGGUUGGUAUCUCGUGGACUAUGUUGGUGUAUCCACCGAUGCGGUGGUUGGAACUUAAGAGGUUUGGUCGGUGA
Messenger RNA from Penicillium cinerascens, 1596 nucleotides. RefSeq names its product purine-cytosine permease family protein. Gene Ontology annotation, molecular function: transmembrane transporter activity. Bases 1 to 1596 code for a protein of 531 amino acids. The record is from RefSeq and is a predicted model, not a curated record. Gene Ontology annotation, cellular component: plasma membrane; fungal-type vacuole membrane. NCBI's taxonomy places the organism in Eukaryota, Fungi, Ascomycota, Eurotiomycetes, Eurotiales, Aspergillaceae. The transcript is spliced from 2 exons. Gene Ontology annotation, biological process: transmembrane transport.